AUGAAUAUAAGAAGAUUUCGGUUUAUAUUACAAUGUUUGAUAUUUGAUGACGUUAAUUCUAGAAAUACUCGAAUAAAAACCGAUAGAUUAGCUCCUGUAAGAAACAUUUUUGACGGCUUUGUUGAUCGUUGUCAAAAAUAUUAUACAGUUGGUGAAUAUGUAACAGUUGAUGAAAUGCUCGAGUCGUUCAGAGGAAAAUGUAGGUUUCGUCAAUAUAUUGCAAAUAAACCAGCGAAAUAUGGUAUAAAAAUAUUCUCGUUAGUUGAUAGUCGUACUUUUUAUACCCUAAAUAUGGAAAUUUAUUGUGGACAGCAGGAAGAAGGACCAUAUAAAGUUGUAAAUAGUGGGAAAGAAAUUGUAUUGCAACUCAUAAAACCAAUUUCAAAAACAGGGAGAAAUGUCACAUGUGAUAAUUGGUUUACUUCAGUACCACUAGCUACUGAAUUACUGAAAAAAUACAGAAUAACCAUGGUAGGGACUAUAAGAAAAAACAAAAGGGAAAUACCUACAAAUUUUUGUAAUACACGUGGUAAAAUUAUACAGUCGAAUAUGUUUGGAUUUACUAAAGACAUGACACUAGUUUUCCACGUGCCCAAAAAAAGUAAAAUUGUGUUAUUGCUGUCUACGAUGCACCACGAUAAUGCCAUAGAUUCCAAUAAUAAACCUGAAAUUAUUACAUUUUAUAACAUGACAAAAGGUGGUGUAGAUGUAGUUGAUGAGCUAAAAGGAAACUAUUCAGUUGCGAGAAUAAGCCGUCGUUGGCCUCUUACAAUUUUUUACAGUCUUUUGAAUAUCGCAGGAAUUAAUAGCCAACUUAUAUACAAAGCGAACAAUAAUUGUAAUAUAAAUAGACGUGAGUUCUUACAAACACUUGGUACGCAACUUACAAUGGGCUACUUACAACAACGUACAAAUAUCAAGACAUUACCAAUAGAGGUAAAACGAAAAAUUGCUUCAAUUUUGGGUGAAAAAUACAUAGAACAACCUAACGCUGGACCAACUCGUGAAGGAAGAUGUUACUACUGUGAUCGAAAAAAAAAUAGAAAAACAAAAACGCAAUGUAAAAACUGUGAAAAUUAUAUUUGUAAGGAACAUACCGUAACGUAUUGCCAGAAAUGUUGCGAAGAUGCACAACAUUCAUCAGAUAAUUCAGAAUAUUAA
Messenger RNA from Acyrthosiphon pisum (pea aphid), 1161 nucleotides. RefSeq lists its product as uncharacterized. The record is from RefSeq and is a predicted model, not a curated record. The coding region runs from base 1 to 1161 and encodes 386 amino acids. The transcript has a single exon. NCBI's taxonomy places the organism in Eukaryota, Metazoa, Arthropoda, Insecta, Hemiptera, Aphididae.